AUGCCAAAAACGCCAAAGAAACGUGUAACACUGCUCGUGAUGAUCGGUCGUUGGGAUUGGGCGAGCGUUCUCCGAGUAGAAAUCACACUUGAGCUCUCGGCCAAAAUCGACUCGUCGCUCGGCCAAAGUGACCGGUCGCCUACUAUGUUGUUGCCUCCUUGCGACUUCUUAUCCUUCCUUGUUGCUCAUCUCUUGCAACCCCUUUGGUUUCUUCUUCUCUUUCGCAUCUAUGAUGAACCAACUUCAGUAGUGAGUACGUUAAUCACUGCUUCUGGUGGUUGGGAUGUGCCCAGACUUUAUAGCAUCUUUACUUUCUUGGAAGCUGAAAUCAUCCUGACUAUCCCCCUUACCAAUUGCAACCUUGACCGGAGAAUGUGGCACUACACCGCGAAUGGACGCUAUACUGUGAAGAAUGGGUAUUGGCUUGCCAUUGAGAUUAAGAGAACCAAAAAUUCCUCACUGAUCUCUGUGGGAGCUCCUCCUCACCUUCUAAGUUGUGGAACCUGUGGAAGCUGA
Prunus armeniaca (apricot) is the source of this 516-nucleotide messenger RNA. Lineage: Eukaryota; Viridiplantae; Streptophyta; Magnoliopsida; Rosales; Rosaceae. The record is from the annotation of a GenBank genome assembly.